AUGUGGUCCCCGCGACUUCUUGCUUUGACGCUCUUGUGCAGCUCUGCUGCUGCACAGACCCCGGAUGGGUUCAGCCCGGCCGCCAGUGCGCAGCUUCGUGUCGUCUAUGGCUCCAAGGCUGUAGACCCACCGGGGACAGCUUUCACAAAGGCCGAGACUGCUUCCAUGCCCGUGUUCGGUGUCAAUGACAACCUGACUGGGACGUAUCUGUUUGUUAUGAUUGGUGAGUCUGCUGAAGACGUUGGCUGGCCAGCGCGUUCUUGUCAAGAUCUCGAUGUACAACGCGCCGGCGGAAACAAGCAGAACCUGCUCCACGCCAUGAUCCGGGACGUCAAGCCCUCGGGCAGGACGGGCGGCGACGGCUUCCAGGUGCUCAGCUCGACGGCCACGGGGCCCACCACGUACUUGGGCCCGUCGCCGCCGGCCGGCCAGCCCGCCCACCGCUACACGUUCCUGCUGUACGAGCAGCCCGCCAACUUUGCCGUGCCCGCCGGCCAGCGCCAGGUGCUCAACUCGCGCGUCGGCUUCGACAUGAACACCUUUGCCCAGCAGGCCGGGCUCGCCAUGCCCCUGUACGGUAACUUUCUGAACGUGACGGGCUAA
This is a messenger RNA of Pyricularia pennisetigena, 603 nucleotides long. RefSeq lists its product as uncharacterized. The transcript is spliced from 4 exons. The record is from RefSeq and is a predicted model, not a curated record. Gene Ontology annotation, biological process: regulation of Ras protein signal transduction; regulation of proteolysis. Gene Ontology annotation, molecular function: phospholipid binding; peptidase inhibitor activity. NCBI's taxonomy places the organism in Eukaryota, Fungi, Ascomycota, Sordariomycetes, Magnaporthales, Pyriculariaceae. The coding region runs from base 1 to 603 and encodes 200 amino acids.